AGACAAUAGUCGAAAGCCUGUAGGAUCGGUGCAAUCAGUGCAGGCGCUGUUCGCCGGUUGUAUUAUACUGUUCCGAAGGAGACUCGCGACAGUCGUCUUUACGAUCACCUGCGGUUGCAAUCAGCGUUAUUUCAUCUCAGCUUUAUAUAUAUUUUUGUUUUUGAAAAAUCAAUUAUAAGAAAUUUUACACGCGUUUAAUCGAUCAACACGAUUUGGUUUCGCUUUUUUAUUCGUUUGUGUUAACGUUGUGUGCCGCUACCAAUCUAACAUGACGUCCAAGACCAUGAUGAACAGUGACAUGUUCCAACUGGACAUCGCCCCGCUGUGUGAUAACACCCUCACCUUGGCCGCCCAGGAACUCAGAGAGACGCCAGAACAAGUACAGAAGUCGUUGGCUGAACUACGUGCCAUACUAAAAGAAAGAAAUCAAAUUAUUUAUAAAGACUGUGAUGAAUAUCUCAAGAUAUUUUUGAGACCGACUAAAUACUAUCCAGAAAGCGCCUACAAUUUGAUGAAACGUUUAGCAGAAUUCAGAUACAAACACCAAAAAAUAAUAGCUAACCCGUUGCCCAGCGAAGAAAAGAAUUUAUUCACAGAUCACAAUGUAGUUAACGUACUAGUAGACAGAGACCACAACAACAGAAGAAUUCUAGUCCUCAAUAUGGGAUCUGCUUGGGACCCAAAGCUUCUUCCCAGUGAACAACUUUUCAAAUGCCUUUAUUUGAUCCAAAUAGCAUCAUUAGUCGAACAAGAGAGUCAAGUCCGUGGUGCUGUAAUCAUCAUUGAUUUUCACGGACUUUCCACAAAACAGGUGAUGGCUUUAUCGCCGUCGUUUGCCAUGACGUUGCUUCUUUACAUUCAAGAAGCCAUGCCAGUGCGUUUGAAGGAAGUCCACAUUGUUCGUCAACCGUUCUUGUUCAACAUGGUUUGGCCAAUGUUCAAACAGUUCAUCGGAGAUAAGCUUAAAAAACGCUUGUUUUUCCACGGUAACAAAAUGGCAUCUCUACACAAGCACUUGGACUCCAGUUUUCUCCCCGAGGAUUACGGCGGCAAGAAGGCAAAAUUGAACUACUCGAGCGCUGAUUGGUAUCCUGUUCUACUAAAUUUAGAGCCACACAUAGAAGAAUGGAAUAAAUUUGGAGUGUUGAAAAAAUAAUGAUACCAAUAUAUUUUAUUUCAAUCAUAUUCCACUCAAGAUGGAUCAUGAUCCUGCAGAGCUUUAUAAAAAUAAAUGCUGUUCAUGUUCGACCGUUCGAACUGUACACUUAAGUCAAAUUAAUUAGUAUUAGGAUAAAAAAAAAAAAAGUAUAAAAUUAUGAAAAAUAAGAAAAAUAAAAAGUCCAUAUUUUUAUAACAGUAAUUUUAUAUGAUUUUAUUAUAUAUUAUAUGAUAAGCGUUCGUGAUUAUAAUGGUAUCGCCGUUCUUUUUUAUGUUCACGAAUAUUUAUAGUCGGUAAAAUAUUAUGUUGAACAAUCAAGUCCAAGCGUAUCAUGAUAAAAAUUUUGUUGUUAUUCGUGUUAUAUUUUAGUAGUAAUAACGUUAAAAUGUGUAGCCAAAUUUACUUAGUUUAAAAUUAUAUUACUAUUAUGUCACCAUAAGUUUUCAUAAUUUAAGAUAUUAUCUUCAUAAUUAUUACUGCCGAAGAGGAAACAUAAUUAGAUAAUAUAUUUAUUCUAUUUAGUUUUGUAUAAUUUUCAUUAAACAAAAGUAAAAAAAAAAAUAAUCCAGUUUAUGGUAUUUAAUUACAGUAACCAUAACAUAAGCUCAAAACACUGUGAUCAAAUUAACUUUAUGACAAAAAUGUUAGCUUUGUAUUUAUUUUUUCAUUUAUGAAUUCAAAAAUUGUUGUAUACUGUGAUCUGAGUGGACUUUUUAAACUCAAACAUUUAUUAUUUGAUACUCUUCGUUUUAUACUUAUAUACUAUGUUUCUUCGAUAAUCUAUACUUAAUUGUUUUUGUGUUAUUUGAUCUUGUAUGAUUUUUUUUAUUACUUAUUUAACGUGUAAGAAUUCUGUAAGUUACCUAAUUUUUUUUUUAAACAUAGUUAAAUGUUACUCGACAUUUUUAAUGUAUGUCAGUAAUUUUUAGUACAUUUAUAUUAAUAAAGAAACAAUAUUAUAUUUAAAAAAUACUAGUAGAAAUUCGGGUAUUUCAAGUAGUUAGUAUAAGAAAAUUACUUAAAUUUUGUAAAUUUUUUUUAUGUUUUCUGUUAAAUAAAAUCUAGACAGAUUUAUGUAUG
Messenger RNA from Daktulosphaira vitifoliae (grape phylloxera), 2239 nucleotides. RefSeq names its product alpha-tocopherol transfer protein-like. Gene Ontology annotation, cellular component: membrane. The transcript has 7 exons. Gene Ontology annotation, molecular function: phosphatidylinositol bisphosphate binding. NCBI's taxonomy places the organism in Eukaryota, Metazoa, Arthropoda, Insecta, Hemiptera, Phylloxeridae. The record is from RefSeq and is a predicted model, not a curated record. The coding region runs from base 269 to 1156 and encodes 295 amino acids.